AUCAUCUUAAUUAAUCAUUCUAAUUAGGCUUAAGUCCUUCACUUAAUUCCUAGCUAAGAAUUAAGACAAAAUGAGAAGUCAAUUAGUACUAACUUGUCUUGUUUUUCUAUGUCUUGUUCUUGGUGGAGUUACUGGGGGUGCAGCUAAGGUACCACGCAAGAACUUCUAUAAGAGUACUCGUUGUCCAAAUGCUGAACAACUUAUUAGAGAUAUCACUUGGAGCAAAGCUAAAAAUGAUGCUACCUUGGGUGCUAAAUUACUUCGAGUUCACUAUCAUGAUUGUUUUGUUAGGGGGUGUGAUGCAUCCAUAUUGCUAGACAAAGUGGGAACAGUUGAUUCAGAGAAGGAGGCUAGGCCAAAUCUCUCUUUGGCUGGUUUCGAGGUGAUUGAUGAUAUCAAGAAACAAGUUGAGGCUAAAUGUCCUGGCAUUGUUUCUUGUGCUGAUAUUUUAGCUUUAUCUGCUCGUGAUGCUGUUUCUUUUCCGUUUAAGACUUCAAUGUGGGAAGUGGACACCGGAAGAAAAGAUGGGAAUAUUUCCCUUGCUAGUGAUGUGAAUGGAAACUUACCUUCACCAUUCUCAGAUUUUGCAACCCUUAAACAAAUCUUUUCAAACAAAGGCCUAAAUGUCGAUGAUCUCGUUGCGUUAUCAGGUGCUCACACAAUUGGUGUGUCUCAUUGUGGAGCAUUCUCAAGGAGACUCUUCAAUUUCACUGGCAAAGGUGAUAUGGAUCCAAGUCUUAAUGCUACUUAUGCUGAAUCAUUGAAGAAAUUGUGCCCAAAUCCAGCCAAUCCAAAUACUACUGUGGAAAUGGACCCUUUGAGUUCAACUUCUUUUGAUAGCAAUUAUUUCAACAUUCUUAUUAAUCAAAACAAAGGGUUGUUCCAAUCAGAUGCAGCACUUCUCAAUGACAAAGAUUCAGUAAUUGUCAUCAAGAAAUUACAAAAAGACAAGACUUUCUUUGUUGAGUUUGCAAAAUCCAUGCAGAAAAUGGGAGCCAUUCAACUUCUUACAGGAAAUGCUGGAGAAAUCAGGAAGAAUUGUCGCGUUAAAAACUAAUUCUAGUAAAAAAAAAAAAAGAAAACUAUGAUUAUAUCAUAUGUACGUUGUCACAAAAAAGUGUACGACUUAUAUGAUCUCUUUUAUUUAUUAUGUUAUAGUAAUUGUUUAUGUGGUGUAACAAAUUAGGUUUACAAAUUUGUGUUGUUAUUGUUUGAACAAGAAAAUUGUGGCAAUAAAUUUAUAUGUGUUCAACUCUUUGAAA
Molecule: messenger RNA, 1262 nt
Organism: Solanum pennellii
Lineage: Eukaryota; Viridiplantae; Streptophyta; Magnoliopsida; Solanales; Solanaceae
Product: peroxidase 24-like
Exons: 4
Coding region: 71-1057 (328 amino acids)
Biological process (GO): response to oxidative stress; hydrogen peroxide catabolic process
Cellular component (GO): plasmodesma; plant-type cell wall
Molecular function (GO): peroxidase activity; heme binding
Source: RefSeq, a predicted model, not a curated record